UUGAGUAGGUGUCUGUUGUGUUCAUUGAAAGGCCUUAUUGUAAGUGACAGAAAGACAAGGCCAUGUGCAUAGAUCUCAGACUUGUGGCUCAUCUCUGGAUAUAAUAUUUAUAAUGGCUGAACCACACAAUGAUUUAGUUAAAGAUGGUGGAAGUAUUCAGAAAAAUAGUGACUUCCAGAAGGUUCCACAAACUGCAGUCAAACUGGAUGAUCAUUCAAUGAUGCCAAUCACGAAGGCAUCAAAUAUCUCAGCGAUCCAAGAACCCAGAGGUGUAAAGACACCUGAAAAAUUGGUAGCAGGGAAAAACAGCCUAAAAACGCCUGGUGCCCCAUUUAUAUCUGAAAGUGAUCGAGUUCAAAAUGGUCCAGUGACAUCAAAGAUUCCAACAAACUCAAACACAUCUGGAAACCUGCGAUCAAAAUUGAAAACCCCAAAGGCAAUCAUGAAAUAUACAUCUGAUACACCUUCUAUGUCAACUCCAUCUAGUACUCCAAGAAAAAUCAUUCAACAACCAAGAUCAAUAAAGAAACCUAAAUCAAAAUCUGAUGAUCUAUUUAAGGCAUCUAUAGAGUCAAACUCAUCAUCAGCAGGAAAACUAAAAUAUUCUGGGUUUCCAGAAGAGCAACAAAUUCCAAAACAACGAACCUUACAGAUGCCAAAAUCUUCAUCAAAGAAGACUGUAUCCUUAACAGCAGCAUCAAAGUUACCAAUUACAUCAAGGCCACCUCAGGUGUCAAAGUUACCCCUUUCAUCAAGAACACAGAGGAAGAAGCAAGAAAAUGCUUCAAAAUUGUCUAUGUAUGAAACCUCUGGAAUAUCUCAAUUAAAACCACGUUCAUUUACAAGGGCUACAUCACCAUCUACGAAAGUUUUAAAAUAUCAAUCAGCAUCAGAUAAACGACCGAGUGUAUUACAAAAACGGUCUACUAAAUCUCAGCAUACUGCAUCAUCUUGCAUUUCAAAUGACAAAAGUACCCCUAAUACUGGUUUAUUGUCUCAGGAACCAGGGAAGAUAUCUGAAAAAUGUAUAUCUGAAACAAAAUCUCAUGUUGGUCCAACUAUCUUCGCAUUGCAUGAUAAUUUACAAAGUACAGCUGACAGUGGAUGUAAGGAAGAAAUUAAUAGAGCCAAGGAGGUCAUAGCAAAUAGUGAAAAAGAUGCAUUUCCAGGAAACGAAGGACAAAGACAAGAGGAAGUAAUGGAUGUUGUUGCAAGGUUAUUGGAAAGAAAAAAGCAAAUUGAAUGUAAUCAAAAUGUUACUACCUCAAAAGCACAUAAACUAGACAACAAGAUUAGUGGAGUUGAAGACACAAGAGAAGAAUCUGAUAAAAGCAAUAAAAUGUCAAAAAAGUAUGCAGUUCCAAAAAGUCAUUUGCCAGACAAUGAAACAUCCAGGCUUGGGGUGUACAGUAAAGUUGACCUUGGUAAUUCAUCCAGAUUUACAGCUUCAAAUGUAUCUGUUACCAGUAAACCUACAAAAAUCACUUCAAGCCUAGAGUCAUCAAGUUCUAUAAUAGCAAAUGUAAAAUCUGCUUCCCCAGGAAAAACUUUUGGAUACUCAUCUACAGUUAAUACUAAAGUGAAAAAAGAUGAAGAUGUAAUUAUUACAAAGAUCAAGGCCAGUAUUGAACAACAAAGUGCUAGCAGUAGGAUAAGGAAAGUUGUUCCUUCAAUGGCUAUUCAAAAAGCAGAGGAAGGUAUUAUAAAGGAACCAUUAAAAAGAUCUCUCACCUAUCCAUCAAAUUCAGGAAAUUUGCAACACAAAGCCAUUCCAAAACCAUCACCUAAAAUAUUGAAACUGAGAGCACCUUCUCAAGCUUCAACAAAGUUACCAAGGACAUUGCCAACACCACAUACAUCAGGUCAGAAGAGUAAUCAACAAUGCAUUAAACCUUCUACAAGUAGAAAUGUGAAGGUUGUAAAUGCAAGACCUCUUUCUUCAGCAACAACUGUACCAAAAUUAGCAGUACCUCAGACAGGAAAGCAGAAUGUUAAAAGAGCUAGUUCAACAGGAUCAAAGAUAUUGAGUGCACCACAAAGUAAAAGAAAUUCUUCAAAUCACCCGUCAAUUGGAUUUACAAAAUUGAAGCCUGGGCAAAUAUCUCCAUCAUGUAGAAUUGUAAAACCAGUUAUCAGACCUCCAUCAGUAAAAGUUGAAGAACAGAAAGGUGUUCAGAUGGAAUCUCUAGAUAUAGUGAUGUCAGACAAAGAUAAAGUGCAUUCGGAUAGUGAAGAGAAAUUAACAGUCACAGAUGAUGAAGAGCUCAGGAAAACACAUUUUCCACAAAACGUAAUGUUUACAUAUCCUAAUGAUGUAUCUGAUAAUGUUAAAAACUCUACAGUUGAAUCAAUUAUAAUCGAAAAAACUAGUGCCAAUGAUUUAUAUCAGCAGGAAUCAGGUGAGAAUGAUGCUGAAUUACUGUGUAAAGUUGUUCAGUCACAUAGUGAUGAUUUGCAAAACCUUAGUGAAGCUGAAGAUGUAGAUUUUGAUAGUAUGUGGAGUGAAAUUGCUAAGGAAAGCCAGAUGAUAAGACAGGAUAUAUUAUCUGAAGCGUCUAUCAAACCUUCAGAGUCAGGUAUUGACAAAGAAGAUGCACUAGAAGUUGAAGAGUCAAAUUCAUUCAAUAACUUGGAAAAUAAUUUCAAUCCAAAGAUUAUCCUUUCUGAUUUAGAAAAUCAUCAACGAUGCGAUGAUAAUUUGCUACAAGAAACCUGUAAAGAAAAUCAGUUCUUGAAGAUAAGUGACAAAAGCGAUAAGUUAUAUCAAACAAAAGUAGAAUGUGAGGAUGCUGAUAGUAGCAAAGUGAGGGAGAAUGAACAACAAGCUUGUGAACAAUUUGAAAUAUCGGAUCAAAAUGACAUGCCAAACCAUUCCAAUUUGCCAUCAUCCAAGAAAGAAGAGACUGAAAAAGAGCCUGUCAGUGAUAAUUGUCCAACUGUGAAAAGGAGGAUGUGGAGAAAUACUGGAACAACAUCCUUAACAAAUACCAGUGAUCUCCAGCAGACGAAAAGGGAAGAUAACAUUCACCAGAGUAGUGAUAUCAAAUAUAAAAAACCAGAUGUUCAAGUAGUGGCUGAAAGUUCUUCAGUUGAAGUUGGAACAGGUUCUUCAGAUGAAAACAGAGAAUUUGAGGAAUUGGAAAUGCAGAUAAACCUAGAGGAAGAUUCUGAGAGUUCAAAAAUAAGUGCUUCAUCUCCAAAAGAUAUCACUUACCUGCAGUUAAAAUCUACUGAAAGCACAGGAAUAGAGGACAUGGCAACACAACCAGCCAAAGAAAAUGGGAAAGGAUUGUUAAGAACUAGCACUACUGAAAGCACAGGAUUAGAGGACGUGGCAACACAGCCAGCCAAAGAAAAUGGGAAGGGAUUGUUAAGAACUAGCACUACUGAAAGCGCAGGAUUAGAGGACAUGGCAACACACCCAGCCGAAGAAAAUGGGAAGGGAUUGUUAAGAACUAGCACUACUGAAAGCACAGGAUUAGAGGACGUGGCAACACAGCCAGCCAAAAAAAAUGGGAAGGGAUUGUUAAGAACUAGCACUACUGAAAGCGCAGGAUUAAAGGACGUGGCAACACAAGCAGCCAAAGAAAAUGGGAAUGAGUUGUUAAGAACCAGCAAUAGAGGGCAGUCUCUUUCAAGUAUCAGCAACAUUGACAACCUCUCAAACGUAUCUUUUCUGUCAGAAGGUGCUCCUUUAGACAAGCUGAGUUCAAAUAUGAAUACUCAGAUUAAGAGCACCAAAGCCAGACCAUCAACCUUAAAAUUCAACUUAAGUCAAACUACUAGAGAGACACCUAAUUCCUCAAGUACAUCAACCCCUAGGAAACCAUUAGAAGGUAUCGACUACACUCCACCAUAUGCUGUUAACAUCCCUACAUCCAAAUACCCUAUCAGAAACAGCCAAACCUGUCCACCAAGCCCAACAUUCAACUGGUUUCCACGUGAUCAAGAAAAGACGAGCUUGUCUGAUUCAGGGCGUCGUCACCACAGACAGUCUGUUGAGAAGUCAAAGAUGUCUGUGAGAGAUUUGGAUCGUAGAAGGUUUUCUCUGCCAUUGUCUUCUUUCACCUGCCCAAGUACUCCAUCUUUUGGUGAAAGCUUAAGUCCCCAUCACUUCAUGUUUCCAAUCAAUGAAGAGGGGUACAAUGAAGAUGAAGUUUACUACAAUUACGAUUUGGAUUUGUCAAGUCAUGCAUUCCAUAACCUGACGGGUGAGAAAUUGACAGAUCUUGAUGUAAGUUUUUAA
Messenger RNA from Anneissia japonica, 4246 nucleotides. RefSeq lists its product as uncharacterized. Bases 113 to 4246 code for a protein of 1377 amino acids. The record is from RefSeq and is a predicted model, not a curated record. Lineage: Eukaryota; Metazoa; Echinodermata; Crinoidea; Comatulida; Comatulidae. The transcript is spliced from 5 exons.